AUGUUUAAUUCAAGUACCGUUUUGCCAGCAAAAGUACCACCAAAUUUGGUUAGGCCACUAGCUUAUAGAAUUCUAUCAAAAAAGCAUGGUUUAAAUAUUAAAUCCAAUGGUCUUAAUGAGUUAAGCAAAAAUAUUGGUAUCUAUUUCGGAAUGGAUUGGAAACGAAAUCCCAAAAUGUUCGAAUUCUUGGAAAUAUUUGCUCAAGUUUGGAAAGAACAAGAAAGGGGGUUAUUUGUAGACGAUGUUGGUGUUAAAGGUGUCAUAACAGAAAUGAAAGAAAGAGAAAAAGUAGAAUUGAAUAGAUUAGAUGUUCAAAAAAAUUCUAGACAAAAAAAUGUGCUAAACAUGUUAGAUUUAGGUCCAAGAGGCAAUGAUAUGGAUAUAGAUCAAGAUGACAAUGAAAUGCCCUUACAAAAUACAUCUUUACCUUCACUCCCAAUAGAUAUGGAUUCACAAGAUACAAUAAACAUUACUCAAGAGCCUCAAGAAUCCCAAGAAUCUAGAGAGCCUAUACAAUCGUUGGAAGAUCAAGCCACUGAGUUAGAUUGGCAAGAUUAUUUUAAGCUAAUUGGUGCUUGGGAUCAACAAAAGUUCACUUAUGACCCAAUAAAAUCUCAAUUUAGAUAUUCACAAUCACAAAAAAAGAAAAUCCUACCCAAUAUUGAAGAUAAAUUAAAUCUAUUCAAGACAAGAUAUAACCUAACAAAAGAUAGAGUGUUGAGAAAUGAAGAUUUCCAAAAUGUAGAUACUUUUAAUCCUUUAAGUUCAAUAGUGGCAAUGAAUAAUGAAUUAAAUCAACAGAGUACAAAUGCAAUAGAUAAUAAUGUCAGUAUAACUCCAAUUAAGAAUUUAAUUGGUCAAGAUGGAAGGAAUUUCUUAAUCAUGGGUAUGAUUUAUAAAUCACCAAGGGGUAGAUGGUGUAUGGAAGAUGCAUCUGGUAGUAUAGAAAUAAAUAUAUCUCAAACAAUUCCUACUGAUGGGACUUAUUAUGUCCCUGGGUGUAUUGUAAUAGCUGAGGGGAUUUAUUUUAGUGCAGGUGAUACAUUCCAUGUUACUUCAAUGACACAACCUCCGGGAGAAAAAAGAUUAAAUACAUUGGAAGCCAUUGGUAAUUUAGAUUUAUUAGGGGUUCAUGGACAAUCAAAUGUAAAUUAUAUCAGUAGAUUAGAUAAUGAAUUGAAAAUCCGGUUACAUUAUUUAGAAAGAGAAUUGACCGAUAAUAUUUUUGUUAUACUUGGUGGAGAUUUGUUUCUUGAUGAAUUAAAGACUUUUGAUGCGUUGAAAAAAAUUUUUGAAAAAUUAAAUGAAGAUCCACCAAUUGUGUUAAUCUUAUUAGGUUCAUUCUCUCAAAAACCGAUUUUUGCUACUAUGAAUAAUCAUAGAAUAAGUUCUAGUGAACAAUAUAAAAAUAAUUUUGAUACUUUAGCCACAUUAUUAACUCAAUUUGAAAAUUUAAUUGCAACUACAACCUUUAUAUUUAUUCCAGGUGUCAAUGAUCCUUGGGGUUCUAGUGUUUCAUUGGGAUCAUCUACUACUUUACCACAAAGGAAUAUACCAGAGGAAUACCAAUCAAAGAUUAAUAGGAUUUGUAAAAAAACAUAUUGGGGGACUAAUCCCAUGCGAUUAGCAUAUUUAUCACAAGAAAUCAUCAUAAUGAGGGAUGAUCUUAGGGAUAGAUUCAAAAGACACAAUAUUGAAUUUCCUAUUGUAGUGGAGAAACAAAUAAAGGAACAGGAAUUGAGUAUUGAUAAAAGUGAUGAUGAUAUUCCGAUAGAUAAAUUACCUUCACAUUUAAAAGAAUCACGUAAGAUAGUGAAAACGCUACUUGAUCAAGGCCAUCUUUCACCAUUCUUAAUGAAUAUUAGACCUAUUGUAUGGGAUUUGGAUUUUUGUUUAAAUAUGUAUCCAAUUCCAUCAUUAUUAAUAUUAAGUGACUCAUCUUGUGAUAAGUUUGAUGUCACAUAUAACGGUUGUAAAGUAAUUAAUAGUGGCACUUUUAUCAAUAACAGACGAGCCAGGUAUAUUGAAUACAGCCCUUCAUUACGUCGUAGUAUAGAACAAGAAAUCAAUUUUUAA
Molecule: messenger RNA, 2076 nt
Organism: Henningerozyma blattae CBS 6284
Lineage: Eukaryota; Fungi; Ascomycota; Saccharomycetes; Saccharomycetales; Saccharomycetaceae
Gene: DPB2
Product: DNA polymerase epsilon noncatalytic subunit
Exons: 1
Coding region: 1-2076 (691 amino acids)
Biological process (GO): DNA-templated DNA replication; error-prone translesion synthesis
Cellular component (GO): epsilon DNA polymerase complex
Molecular function (GO): DNA binding
Source: RefSeq, a predicted model, not a curated record